CUCUUCCUACAAGGAACACUUGGUGAGAUUUUAUGUGAGGAACUGCCCGCUGGAAUGUGCUCAUUUUCGAUCGCGUCUUCUGGGAAGAGAUGCGCGUUGGAGACCUCCGCGUCGAGUGAUGGAGGAGCCAUGAAAUACCAUUGUAAGACUUCUGAAGUGGUUGUGAAGAACAUGCCUGAAUGGAUUGAGAGUGCUGAGUGCAUGAGUGCUUGUGGGGUUGAUAGGUUCUCUCUUGGCAUCUCUUCGGACUCCCUUCUCGACCCUCUCUUCACCGCCAGCCUCUGCUCGCCCGCGUGUUACUACAACUGCCCCAACAUUAUUGACCUCUACUACAAUUUGGCUUUGGCUGAAGGAGUGUUUUUGCCAGAAUUCUGCAAGGCUCAACGGAGUAGUUCACGCCGUGAAAUGACCGAGUUUUUAAGUUCCGGUGCAGCUUCUGGUCCAGUAUCUGCCACAGCUGCUGGUCCUGCAUAUGGGGAAGUUGCUGGUCCCAUCUCUAGUGAAUCAUCUGCAUCCCUUGCUUGUGCUCCAACUUCCAUCUAA
Messenger RNA from Cornus florida, 543 nucleotides. RefSeq lists its product as uncharacterized. The annotation marks the transcript as partial. The transcript is spliced from 3 exons. NCBI's taxonomy places the organism in Eukaryota, Viridiplantae, Streptophyta, Magnoliopsida, Cornales, Cornaceae. The record is from RefSeq and is a predicted model, not a curated record.